Messenger RNA from Erinaceus europaeus (western European hedgehog), 4517 nucleotides. It is a transcript of the gene WDR11, whose product is annotated as WD repeat domain 11. The record is from RefSeq and is a predicted model, not a curated record. The transcript is spliced from 29 exons. Gene Ontology annotation, cellular component: cytoplasm. Bases 76 to 3726 code for a protein of 1216 amino acids. Gene Ontology annotation, molecular function: protein binding. Lineage: Eukaryota; Metazoa; Chordata; Mammalia; Eulipotyphla; Erinaceidae.
CUACCCGGACCGUGUUUGCGACGGAAGCGCAGCGGCGGCCGCUUCCGGUGGCGGCGGGCGGCGGCGGCGGCGGCGAUGUUGCCCCACACCGUGAACUUCAGGGUGUCGGCGCGCACGCUGACCGGCGCGCUGCACGCGCACAACAAGGCGGCGGUGGACUGGGGCUGGCAAGGUUUAAUUGCUUACGGAUGUCAUUCGCUCGUGGUAGUGAUUGAUUCCAGUACUGCCCAAACUCUUCAAGUUUUAGAAAAACAUAAAGCCGACGUUGUCAAGGUUAAAUGGGCCAGGGAAAAUUAUCACCAUAACAUUGGCUCACCGUAUUCCUUGCGCUUAGCUUCUGCUGAUGUCAAUGGAAGGAUCAUCGUGUGGGAUGUAGCAGCAGGAAUAGCUCAGUGUGAGAUCCAAGAACAUGCCAAACCUAUUCAGGAUGUUCAGUGGCUGUGGAAUCAAGACGCUUCCCGAGACUUGCUGCUUGCAAUCCACCCACCAGGCUACAUCGUGCUCUGGAAUGCGGAUACUGGCACCAAACUGUGGAAGAAGAGCUACGCAGAUAACAUUCUCUCUUUCUCUUUUGACCCCUUUGAUCCUUCACAUUUAACUUUACUCACCAGCGAGGGCAUUGUAUUCAUCUCAGACUUCUCUCCAUCCAAGCCUCCCUCAGGCCCUGGCAAAAAAGUUUACAUAUCUAGCCCACACUCUAGCCCAGCUCAUAACAAGCUGGCUGCAGCCACUGGCGCCAAGAAGGCACUUAAUAAAGUGAAAAUCUUAAUCACUCAAGAGAAACCUAGUGCUGAAUUCAUGACUCUCAAUGACUGCCUCCAGUUGGCUUACCUCCCUUCCAAAAGGAACCACAUGUUGUUACUGUAUCCUCGAGAGAUUUUAAUCCUUGACCUUGAGGUGAAUCAAACAGUGGGUGUGAUUGCAAUAGAACGAACAGGAAUUCCAUUUGUGCAGGUAAUACCCUGCUUUCAACGAGAUGGUAUAUUCUGCCUCCAUGACAAUGGCUGUAUCACCUUACGUGUUCGGAGAUCUCAUCGCAGUGUUUUGGCCACUUCAAAUGAGGAACCAGACCCAGAUCCUGUCCAGGAGCUUACCUAUGACUUACGAAGCCAGUGUGAUGCGAUCCGGGUGACCAAAACUGUGCGGCCCUUCAGCAUGGUGUGCUGUCCUGUCAAUGAGAAUGCGGCUGCCCUCAUAGUGAGUGAUGGCAGGGUCAUGAUCUGGGAGCUCAAGUCCACCGUGUGCCGUCGAAAUUCACGGAGCAGUGGUUCUGGUGUGUCUCCGUUGUAUUCCCCAGUGUCUUUCUGUGGAAUUCCUGUAGGAGUGUUACAGGAAAAACUCCCAGACCUCUCCUUAGACAACAUGAUCGGACAAAGUGCGGUUGCUGGCGAAGAGCAUCCCGGGGGCUCCGUUCUGCAGGAAGUGCACCUUAAGUUCCUCCUGACAGGGCUGCUCUCAGGACUGCCUUCGCCACAGUUUGUCAUCCGUAUGUGCCCACCGCUGACCACAAAAAACAUCAAGAUGUAUCAGCCACUGCUUGCUGUGGGUACGAGUAACGGUUCUGUCUUGGUGUACCAUCUCACCAGUGGGCUGCUGCACAAGGAGCUGAGCAUCCACUCCUGUGAAGUCAAGGGUAUCGAGUGGACAAGUUUGACUGGUUUUCUUUCUUAUGCCACAUCAACACCAAACAAUCUGGGAUUAGUGAGAAAUGAACUUCAGCUCGUUGACCUUCCAACAGGCAGGAGCAUUGCUUUUCGCGGUGAAAGAGGCAGUGACGAAUCACCCAUUGAAAUGGUUAAAAUAUCUCAUCUAAAGCAGUAUGUGGCAAUUACAUUCAAAGAUAAGCCCCUGGAGUUAUGGGAUGUUCGAACAUGUACACUACUUAGAGAAAUGUCCAAAAACUUCCCCGUGAUAACUGCUCUGGAGUGGUCCCCUUCCCACAACUUGAAGAGCCUGAGAAAGAAGCAGCUGGCCACCCGGGAAGCCAUGGCUCGCCAGACGGUCGUCUCAGACACAGAGUUGAGCGUCGUCGUGGAGUCCUCUGUGAUCAGCUUGUUGCAGGAGGCAGAAAGUAAAUCUGAACUCAGUCAGAACAUCUCUGCCCGGGAACAUUUUGUGUUUACUGAUAAUGAUGGCCAAGUUUACCAUCUUACUGUGGAAGGAAACUCAGUGAAGGAUAGCGCUCGGAUUCCACCAGACGGAAGUAUGGGUAAUAUUACCUGCAUCGCUUGGAAAGGUGACACAUUAGUUCUUGGAGAUGCUGAUGGAAAUUUAAACUUUUGGGAUUUGAAAGGCAGAAUAUCCAGAGGGAUACCUACACAACGAAGUUGUGUGAGGAAGAUUCGUUUUGCCCCUGGCAAAGGGAACCAGAAAUUAAUAACGAUGUACAACGAUGGUGCGGAAGUCUGGGAUACCAGAGAGGUUCAGAUGGUGAGCAGUUUAAGAAGUGGAAGAAAUGUGACCUUUCGGAUCUUGGACGUGGACUGGUGCACGUCCGAUAAAGUGAUCUUGGCUUCAGAUGACGGCUGCAUCCGCGUCCUGGAGAUGUCUAUGAAGUCGACAUGCUUCCGAAUGGAUGAGCAGGAGCUCACCGAGCCUGUGUGGUGCCCUUAUCUCCUCGUCCCCCGGGCCGCUCUGGCCUUGAAGGCUUUCUUACUGCACCAGCCUUGGAACGGACAAUAUUCUCUGGAUAUUUCUCACGUUGAUUAUCCAGAAAAUGAAGAAAUCAAGAAUCUCCUUCAAGAACAGCUGAAUUCAUUGUCUAAUGACAUGAAGAGGCUCUUGCUUGACCCAGAAUUCUCCCUCCUACAGAGAUGCCUGCUUGUUUCAAGGCUUUAUGGCGACGAGUCAGAGCUGCACUUCUGGACGGUGGCCGCCCACUACCUGCACAGCCUGUCCCAGGAACAGGCGUCUAAAGAAACGGCUCCUCGCGACAAAGUGAACAACCCCCUGGACAUCUGUUACGACGUGCUCUGUGAAAACGCCUAUUUUCAGAAAUUCCAGCUGGAAAGGGUUAAUCUACAAGAAGUAAAGCGAUCGACUUACGACCAUACAAGAAAGUGUACAGACCAGCUGCUUCUUUUGGGUCAAACAGACAGAGCUGUGCAGUUACUGCUGGAAACAAGCGCAGACAACCAGCAUUAUUACUGCGACUCACUGAAAGCCUGCUUGGUCACGACCGUCACCUCCUCGGGCCCCUCCCAGAGCACCAUCAAGUUGGUGGCAACUAACAUGAUCGCCAACGGCAAGUUGGCAGAGGGCGUCCAGCUGCUCUGCCUGAUAGACAAAGCCGCGGAUGCCUGUCGCUACCUGCAGACGUACGGCGAGUGGAACCGAGCAGCGUGGCUUGCGAAAGUUCGUCUAAACUCUGAAGAGUGUGCUGAUGUCUUAAAGCGCUGGGUGGACCACCUCUGCUCCCCACAAGUCAACCACAAGUCAAAGGCUCUCCUGGUCCUCCUCUCCCUGGGCUGCUUCAUCAACGUGGCUGAGACGCUGCACAGCAUGAGGUACUUCGACAGAGCCGCCUUGUUCUUGGAAGCGUGUCUCCAGUAUGGUGCCAUCGAAGUCGGCAGAGACACAGAGAAACUCAUCGCUGCUAUUUACGCAGACUACGCCCGGAGUUUGAAGAGCCUCGGCUUUAAGCAGGGCGCCGUUCUUUUUGCUGCAAAAGCUGGAGCGGCGGGCAGAGACUUACUCAGCGAGCUGGACUCCUCCAGGCACGAAUGACGGCAAAUCGGAGCCAGCGCCUCUGACCUCGCAGCCCCGGUGGGCUGGAGUGUCGGUCUGACCGUGGUGGUCCAGGUCACAGUGCUGACCAUGAGGGUGCUGUCCCUUCUUGGGUCCUCUGGAUGUCCUCUGCCCAGCCGGGGAGGGGCAUUGAGGUGAGAAGCAACUUCUGCACCAGAAAAAAAAAACGUGAACGCUUCAGAUUUUUGAAAGCAUCCGACAUUUUGUGCUUUUCGGAGGAAGAACAUGAAAGAGAUCGCAGAAGUACUUUUAAUUUUUGUUUUAAACCUUCAGGUCGAGAGACCGAGUUGUUUUCCUCGCUGACUAGAUUUUAAUUGAGGAGUCGGUGGUAAGUUCCCGAGACUGUCCUCCCUGAUGUCCCAUUCUGUGUUUGCGUGGAGCUGUGCAGAAUAUAAACAGGCAGAGUUGGGAGUCAAGAUGAUCGGCCAACUCUGUUUUUGCCUUUUCCUCUUGAGACCAAACAGCCCAGUCGUUGUGUCACAGGUUUAACCAGUUGCUAAGUUUUGUAAUUUCAGUCUCAUCAGCUCUGUGGGGAAAUUUUGAGCUGUUUUGUUCCAGUGUGCGGGGGGUCUUUGAUACCUGGAAUUUUCACUUCCCUAAGGUGUUAGUGAGCGGCACUUGGGAAUCCCUCUCUGCGCAUUCAGUGACCAACUUCAUGUUCUCCUGACAACUGUUGUAUGUGAGAUAUAGCCAGUAUAAACUGUCAUCACGAACAUAAGUGUUCAGGACUUAACAGAAAUGAAGAAUAAUAAAAGAAAACUCCAGCCAGA